This is a messenger RNA of Synchiropus splendidus (mandarinfish), 2152 nucleotides long. Its product is annotated as B-cell receptor CD22-like. NCBI's taxonomy places the organism in Eukaryota, Metazoa, Chordata, Actinopteri, Syngnathiformes, Callionymidae. The transcript is spliced from 10 exons. The coding region runs from base 447 to 2042 and encodes 531 amino acids. The record is from RefSeq and is a predicted model, not a curated record.
AUGUGAUCUCGACACGCAGAAGAUGGGGAUGUUGACUUCCUCACACAGUGUUUUCACCUUUCCGUCAGAACAGCCUCAAUUUUGAAUAACACUUUCACACUGUCAUCAUCUCUGAUUCUGAACUUCCUCUUGACUUUUAUUUUAGGUACUUCAUCUUUACAGUACUGACCACUUAGCCAAAUCAAUCAGUCAAAUAUCAAAUAUUUUUAUGCGUACCUUUCCUCAUGUAUUUCACUCUGUAUCUAAGAAAAGUACACACCUCUGCACAGCUAAACAUUUAACAAAAAAGAGAUCCCCAAUCUUGAUCAUGAACUGAGAAAGAACGUGUGACUCCAACCGUGCUGUGAAAGGAAGCAGGGCUGGUCCUUCACUUCUGCUUCUGAGAGUUAAAAUUGCAGUCCAGAGCGAGAAGACCAACAGUCAGAUCAGCUGGGUCUUUGUGGGACAUGAUGAGAGGGAGGUGGCUUCCACUGUUGCUGGUAUUGACUCCAGGAGUUUUCAGUGGCUGGGGCGUGUUGUUUGGACCUCAGUGUGCUCUGUGGGGAUCCAGCAUUGUCAUUAAAUGCUCCUACGAUUAUGCUUGGGGUCAUAUAGUCAAAUCUGUUACAUGGUCCAAACGUAUGUUAGUGAAUGGCAAGUGGCAGAAGGUUGCUCUGCCUGAUGAAUCUGCCAAAUAUGAAUAUACUGGGAAUUAUAGAGGCAACUGUGAUCUGAAGAUCAAAAACAUCCAGUUCACCGAUGAAGGCAGUUAUUACUUCAGUUUCACAACCACUCUCAGUAGAUGGAGCAGCCAAAAUGAUGCACAGCUGUCAGUGAGAGAUUUGACAGCGGUUCUGGAGCCCAGCACUGUGACAGAGGGGGAGCGUGUCAGUCUGACCUGCAGGUCAGGUUGUCCUUCUUCAUCAGGCCAAGUCUGGUUCAAAGAUGGAAAACCUUUCUCCGGUUCAAACUUCCGAGCCAGCAGAGAGAGCAGUGGGCGGUACCACUGCGCUCUCUCCAGCGUGGAGGGAGCCACAUCUGUCUCUGUGGAGCUCAAUGUCCUCUACGCUCCGCUCAACGUGGUGUUGAGGAAGAUCUCGACGGAGGACACGGUGAAGGGAAGCUCAGUGACCCUCAGCUGCAGCAGCGACGCCAACCCUCCUGUGAGUCCGGACGGGUACAGCAUGUACAAGGACAAUCACUGGAUCAGCUUCGGGCCGAGUCUCACCAUCCCGGUCCUGGAGCCCAGACACAGUGGACGGUACCACUGUCAAGCCUGGAACAAUGUCAGUCGAGCGGGUGAAGCAACUAUGGCCUCAGCCGACGUGGAUCUGGAUGUCAAGUUCAGUCCAGUCAACGUUACCGUCUCAGUGGAUCCUGUCACCGUCGAGGAGGGCAGCGGAGUGAAUCUGACCUGCAGGAGUGAAGCCAACCCUCCAGCAACCCGCUACACCUGGUACAAGCAGACGUCCUCACCCGAGUCCGUCCCUCUGGUCCAGGUGGGCUCAGGACCGAUGUUGGCUCUGCCCUCAGAGGAGGCGUCCCUCCUGGGUCACUAUCUCUGUCGGGCUGGAAAUCAUCUGGGGGAGAGGAACUCCACCCUGGUGCGGCUGUCCAUGUCCCUGAGAGCUUCUGAUCAGCAAACAAUCUUCAUCCUGGCAGGGAUCGGAGUCGGCCUCCUGAUCCUCACCGUUCUUUUAUUCUGGUAUAAACAAAGAAGCAACACCAAGCACAAUUCACGUCACAACACCGACGUAAACUCCAGCUCCUUCACUGUGGACGAGUCCCACAGCAACGAUUAUGUCAACAUUUACGCCAACGUCACCUCUGCUGGCCAGAAACAGUCCGACCAACCCCGCGCUCAGGAGCCUGGUCCUCACAGGAAGACUCGACACGACUCCUCUUAUGAAGCCGACAUCACGUACACCACAGUGAACUUCAAGCCCAGAAGCUCUCGAUACGCUCAAGGCAGAAACGUCCAGAGGACCCCACAACAGCCUCUGGCCAAAACACCUGACGACCACUCAGUCAUUUACUCCACUGUGGGAAAACCAGCGCACUGAGCACAUCCUCAUUUUGCUGUGCAGUUGUGUUAUUUUUAAGUUUAUUUAAAUGUCUUAAGAUUAAUUUAUGACGACAGAGUUCUAAUGUUUUUUUACUUAAUUAAUGGUAU